Bradysia coprophila is the source of this 1489-nucleotide messenger RNA. RefSeq names its product phosphoglycerate kinase (gene Pgk). The record is from RefSeq and is a predicted model, not a curated record. Gene Ontology annotation, biological process: glycolytic process; gluconeogenesis. Gene Ontology annotation, molecular function: phosphoglycerate kinase activity; ADP binding; ATP binding. Gene Ontology annotation, cellular component: cytosol. Lineage: Eukaryota; Metazoa; Arthropoda; Insecta; Diptera; Sciaridae.
CAAAAUAACCUUCAAUUUGUCAUUUAAAGGUCAGGACGGGCCGAUAAUUUUCAGUUGAUUUUUUCAUACAAUUCUCCUAUCUGCGAACCGACUUGUCUCAUCAGCAAUUCUACAAAAAACAAUUUUACGAUCAGUUAAAAUGGCACUCAACAAAUUGAGCAUCGAAAAUGUCGAUUUGGCAGGAAAACGUGUACUGAUGCGUGUCGAUUUCAAUGUUCCCAUUAAAGAUGGCAAAAUUACCAGCAAUCAACGUAUUGUAGCGGCACUGGACAGUGUAAAGUAUGCCCUUGACAAGGGCGCGAAAUCAGUCGUAUUGUGUUCGCAUUUGGGUCGUCCGGAUGGAAACAAAAAUCCAAAGUACACAUUGGCCCCAGUAGCUGCAGAAUUGAAGACUCUGUUGAACAAGGACGUUCUGUUCAUGAACGAUUGCGUUGGUGCCGAAGUGGAAGCUGCAUGUAAAGAUCCAGCAGCUGGAUCCGUUAUUCUAUUGGAAAAUCUACGAUUUUAUGUAGAAGAAGAGGGUAAAGGAGUGGAUGCCAAUGGUGGUAAAGUCAAAGCCGAUGCAGCCAAAGUGAAAGCUUUCCGAGAGAGUCUACAAAAGCUUGGCGAUGUUUACAUCAACGAUGCAUUUGGCACUGCACAUCGUGCUCACAGUUCAAUGAUGGGUGAAGGCUAUGCUCAACGUGCAGCUGGUCUCUUGAUGAACAAAGAAUUGAAAUAUUUCUCGCAAGCGCUGGAUAACCCACCGAAACCGUUUUUGGCCAUUUUGGGCGGAGCUAAGGUCGCCGACAAAAUUCAGCUGAUCGAGAAUUUGCUGGACAAAGUCAACGAAAUGAUUAUCGGUGGUGGAAUGGCAUUCACUUUCCUGAAAGUAUUGAAUGGUAUGGAAAUCGGUGGAUCGCUGUUUGACGAGGAUGGCGCCAAGAUUGUUCAGAAUUUGGUCGAUAAGGCUAAGAAGAACAACGUUCAAUUACAUUUACCCGUUGACUUUACCACUGGGGACAAAUUUGCCGAGAAUGCAACCGUUGGUAACGCGACAGUGCAAGAAGGCAUACCAGCUGGUUGGAUGGGUCUUGACAUUGGUCCAAAAUCACGAGAACUUUUCGCUGCUCCAGUGUUGCGCGCUAAAUUAAUCGUCUGGAAUGGUCCACCCGGCGUCUUCGAAUUUCCAAAUUUCGCCAACGGUACGAAAGGUCUCAUGGACAAUGUUGUAGCCGCCACGAAGAGCGGAUGUGUCACGAUCAUCGGUGGCGGUGAUACUGCUUCGUGCUGUGCAAAGUGGAACACCGAAGCGUUAGUUUCGCACGUUUCGACUGGUGGUGGAGCCUCGUUGGAAUUGUUGGAGGGAAAAACAUUGCCCGGAGUUGCUGCUCUCAGCGAUAAGUAAACGAUUUAGUUAUAGGUCUGGAAGUUAAAACACGUUACGAUAAAAGUGUAUGAAUUGGAUUGGCUGUUAGACAUUUCGUGGAAAUUAUAAAUUUUAAGAAAU